AUGCAUUUGUUUUCAAGCGUUGAAGCCUACAAUAAUAAAGAAUGCACAUGUAUGGCCUCCUUUUUAACACCAGCAUACUUGCGCAUAGCUGGCCCAUCAACGAGUCACACCUCUUUCGAGAACACCACGAUCACCAUCGACAACAUAGAAGAUUACAGAAGUGACGAGAACUUUUUUAAAAACCUACUCGGAAAGAGAGUGAGGCGCGCGCCAUCUAGUAUCAAAAUCUCGAACCGUCAGUGGCGGGAGUUCAUGCAAUGGGCGAAUAGCACUGGUUUUGGCAUAGUUUUCGCUUUGAAUAAUGUGGAUAGGACAUCGUCUGGAUUGUGGGAACCGAAUUCUGCACUGACUGCGUUGAGUUUGGCUGAGAAAGCGAACAUAAAAAAUGUGAUAUGGCAGUUGGGGUAUGAAUGCAACAACAGGACUAUAGAAGAGUAUUUGAACGACUUGGAGACCCUCCGCGUGUUGAUGGAGACGGUCCAGGCGGGCAGGGAGCUGGGCUGGAAGGUAGCCGGCGGUGACGUCACCGGGUGUCUGACACACGCCAGCGACUUUAGAGAUUACUUGGAGUUAGCGGUUGAUAUGACUGAAGUGCUACUACUCAACGGCAACUCCACGACAAAAGAGUUGGAGCGCAUGAGUGAUUCAGAACGCUUGAAAGUGGUGUCCACGCUGCAUCACAGUCACACUCCGCUAUGGAUAACGGACCGGCCUCAGUUUGAAGACGAGUUCUCGCGAGCUGCCGACUGGAUGGGUAGCCUCGGGUACUCUGCCAGGAAUGGCUUCUCGGUGCAUUUCCGGGAGAUGAUGCCGGAAGAAUUGUACGAACCCACUCUGAGUUUCUACAUGGCGUUGCUGUACAAAAACUUAGUAGGCGAGCGAGUGUUGCCCAUAGACUUGGAUUCUGCUCAAGCGACGUUGUUCGCUCACUGCACUUCCUUGAGGCAUCGCCCAGUGCCUAGAGCCAUCACGCUAUACGGCCUGAACAUCCACAAUGAGCCCACUAGGUUGUCUGUCAAACUCACGAAGAGGGAACAAGGAGGAGAGGUCAUGCAGUUCAUUAUCAAGCAGGAUGACGGCGGGGAUAUCAUUGUGAACGGCCGGGCUAUGUCAAACGAAGGCGACAUUCGUCCUGUGGUCAAACGCGUUCGUCCUUACAAAACUCUCCUUAUCCAUUUACCUCCUAAAUCAUUCGGAUUUUGGGUACUUUCUAACACUAAUAUUGAAGCGUGUCAAGAUUACGAAGACAAUGAUGAGAAAUUCGUAGAAGCCGAGCAGAUAAACACAAAUUAUGUUGAAGAAGGGAAAGAAAAGAAUAAAGUUAGAACAAAGCGUUUCACAUCUGCUGAUGAUUUCAAUAAUGAUUUGUAUCAAGAUGAAGUAGGCAAUGAUCUUGAUAAUAGUAUAGAUGCUGUGCAACUUAAAGAUAUGAUAAAGAAUUUGAAUAGUGAAUUAAAGAGUGCUCAAAACUUUUUUAAGCAACACUCAGAGAAUAGAGUGCGACGUCAAACCACUGAUGAAGUCAAAGGAACAAGAAAAUUGAGAAGGCAGCUAUUCAAACCCAAGAAAGAGAAUAAAUACGAGGAUUUAGAAAAUAAACCAAUCCUAAACUUAAUUGGUAACUUAAUGCAACUUUUUGGAAGAAACAAUACAAAAGUAUUAAAAAAACCAUUACGCUUACACAAAAAACGCUAUGAAAAUAGAUAUCAUUAUGAAAGAUUUAAUAAUGAAGAAAGCAAUGAUAAUACUAAGAGCUUAAGAACUAAAAGAAGUAUAAUUGGUGACAAUAAUCCUAAUCGUUACUUAAAUGAAGAUCCAUCAAAAGUAAACUUUAAUGACAAUGAUAAUAUUAAUAAUACGCAAGUAGUGAGAGCACUCAACGAUAUACAGGAUCAAUUAGAGAAAAUGAUCACAGUUAAUUCUAAUAAUAAAACAAAAGAAAAAUCAAAAGAAAGGGAAAAUCUUAUACUCCAAAAUGAAUUUUCGGAUAAUAGUGCUUUUAUAAAAUUCAGUGAGGCUCCUGGACAUGCCCUAAAGACUAGUAUUGAGAAUCUGUUAGCUGUUCUGAAAGAAUUGAAUUGGAAUUUGCAAAAAAUUUGGACUGCUAUAUCGGAUUUGGAAGAUUCCUAAUGCAUUUUAAGUACCACCAGUUACCAUAAUUGUAUUGUGCGCGGGUGACCAGUGACAGAUUGAAACAAACAAACAUGUUAAUGAAAAUAUUAAUGUUCCUGUCAAUAUUAAUAAUAAAUGUAAUGUACUUUUAUUAAAUAUACUUGUUUGUGAGUAAGAUCUAUAACUUUAAGAACUUGUCUGAGAAAUUGAGAAAACAUACAUAAUUUUAUUUAACGAAUUAACAUCUCUUAAUAUAAAUUAAACUUUUUUAAAAUAGGUUCCCAUCCAUACUUUGACCUCCCUUUUCACCCUCUCGAAGGGUGAUUUCUGGUAUAAAAACUAUCAUGUGUCCUUUCUUGGCACUAAAACUAUAUCUGUUCCAAAUUUCAUCGAAAUCGGUUCAGUGGUUUAAGCGUGAAGAUGUAUAUAUUAACAUGGAUUAAUUUUGUUAACUUAGCUAUAUGCUAGAGAGACUAGGGAAGGAUAACUAAAUAAAAAACUAAAUUGAAAGUAGCUC
Molecule: messenger RNA, 2629 nt
Organism: Chilo suppressalis (striped riceborer)
Lineage: Eukaryota; Metazoa; Arthropoda; Insecta; Lepidoptera; Crambidae
Source: the annotation of a GenBank genome assembly